UUGAGAGCAACUGUUAAAAUUGUUGAAUUGUUCCAUUUUUGUUUAAAAAUUAAGAAAAUUGCCAAUGUUCUGGACACCAGAGCAUGUGGAGAGCAUGCUGGAUGUGCUGAAGACCUCCACGGACCGAACAGUCAUUUACAAAUGCCUGGUGAAGCUGCGCACCGAUCUGGUGAAGGACAAAAAUGGCAUUGUUUUAUUUCGCACUGCUGGGGGCGUUCACAUCAUGGUUCGCCUUAUCACCAAGCUAAAUGAAAAGAUAAUGGAAGUGGUCUUGAGUAUAUUGGGAAACUGCUGCACCGACGAACAGGCCUGCAUUGAGGCCGUUGAAUGCAAAGUGAUUCCGCCGCUUGUGACCAUUCUGAAGACCAUUCCCAAUCCUGUGAUCCAAUGUCGCGCCUGUCGAAUGCUGGGUAACCUGGCCAAAAGCAAGAAGGCCUCCCAGUAUCUCAACGUUCACUACGCGGCCAUUGCCCCGGCCAUCUGCCACAUCAUUGAGUCCACCAGUGCGGUGCAAACACGCAUCAUGGCGUUCCGGGUGUGCCGCUUCCUGUUGGCCAGCAGCCAGUUCCUCAAGCAUUUCCUUAUUGCCAAUGGAUUCCAGCAGCUGAUGCGCAUUUUCCUGGCCGUUAUGAAGAACGAUGAGGCUCCCAAAGAGCCGGUUCCGGACAUCGAGGUGUCAACGCUGAUUGGCUUAAAGCGAAAUCAACACCGUGAAAAGUAUUUCGAGGAAGUUGCCCGCAAUUUGGAGGGAGUAAGGAGCGACAUCUUCGACUAUCAGAUGCUCAAGAACUCCACUCGGAACUGCGACUAUGCACUGCCCAAGGAAAAUGAGACAGCCGUUGAGUUAGCUCUUGAGAUAUUAAAGUGUCUGGUUUUGAUCUCAGCCCAGCAGAUUGGCAUGAAAGCUUGGGAGUCUAUUUCCCGCAAUACUUCGCUGGCCUCGAUUGUCUGCUUUGUGAAAGAGGACGGCGAGCAGCGCUCAUCAGCUUUAAAAAUCCUUUCAAACUUCUGCAAGGAUCCCUGCGCCUUCUACAUGCUGAGCACGGCGGAUGCCAUUGUGGCUGCCUGCGAGAUGCUUAUGGCCGUCAACAUGGCAAAACCACUGAACGAAAGCGAGAGUCGGCAUUGCAUAAACAUUAUAUUAACCCUUUCUACGGAUGCCUGCAGUCGCUCGAAGAUUAGAAGGUGUGGAGCUCUCCGCAAACUGGUUGCCAUGAUUAGGGAUUCAAACUCACAAAGCGAGCGAUCAUCGCUAUUUCACAUUCUCAACAACUUUCAAUAUGACAACUUAAGCAUGGAGCUUUUGCUUUAUGAGGGUCUCGUGCCCAUGUUGGUUCGGGAAUUGAACGAUUAUCUGACCAGUGACGAUGAGCAUCAUAAACGGCGCCGGGAAGAGAGAUUGCAAGGUGGCAAAAAGAGGAAACUCACGGAUCCCACAACACCAGAAACGCUAAGCAAGUUUUCAAAGACCCACGAAACUUUAGGUUCGGACUUUGACUCGCCGAGCAGUUCGCCAAGAUCUUAUCGCACCACCAGUCCCUGCAGUUCGCGCAGCAUGUCGCCGGUCUGCAAAGAACUGCUGACAAAUGAUGACGACGACAACUACUCACCGGCGUGCAGUGAUGACGACGAAGAUGAGGAUGAUAGCACAAACAAUAGCAAUGGGGAUAGCAGGGAUCGCCGCAUAGCCGCCAAUCGCGCCCAGGCCUCAAGUGUUCUCGAUAUACUGAAGCUAAUUGAAGAGGGCAGCGAACCCAUAGAUGACCCACUGUCUGACAAAGAAGAUCUCGAGGAACUCAGCUCGGAUGUGCCACCCAGACUAGCUCAGUUCCGAAAUCAAGCAGGCGACACCAUCGAUAUAAUAGAAAAUCUGAUUUACCGCAUCACGCUAAUGGUGAACAAGCGUGUGGAGCUGGGAAAGCCGGAGACGCUGGAUACGCUUAUAAGAGCCAUCAACUUGUUCGGGGCUAAUAAUAAUUUCGCAAAUGCCCUGACCAAUAUACUACUUGAGAGCCAGUUCUUUGCGCAGAUCAUCAAGCAUGGUGUGGUUCAUCAGCUUUAUCAACUCACCAAAGUGGAGGAGAUGCGCAAAGAUGGCUUCGCCUUUUUGGAGACGCUUACCAACGUGGGAGAAUCGAAUUAUGGCAAGGAGGAGCUGGUGCGAUUGCUGCGUUGCGACGAUAUGAAGGCCCAGCAGAGAGCCGCCAUUUCGGUGGCCUACAUCGUAAAGAGCCAUCGUCUGCUCUACCAGUUCCUGUACGAUGGCAACGCAUUGAACCUGCUGUUUGAUCUUAUGCUCCGCAAAAAGAGCGACGAUCACUAUGCGGACGAAGCUGUGGAUGCAGUGACUUCGAUGGCUCGAUAUACCUUAGGCAUUAGUUUACCAGAAGCUGAGCCUACAGAAAGCACGGCUGGGAUUUGCAGCAAGAAGCUCAGUGAAUCUGGUCCACUCCACGACAACUGCGACAUGAGAUUUUUGGUCAGCGGCGAGGAGGAUUCCACCCUGACCAUUGGCUUCAACAAGGAGCUGCUGUGCGAAACCAGCGAGGUGUUCAACAAGAUGCUCAACAGUGAUUUCCGCGAGGGUCAUCAUGGCGAGAUUCAGCUGCACGACUACACGGCCAGUGGCCUCCGCUACUUUCUGCAUUUAAUCGUGUGCCAGGAACGACACCUGACGGAACCGGAUUACCCCGCCCUGCUGCAGGCCUUCGAGAUGUCGCGGGUGUACAUUAUACCCGAGAUGGAGGCCGCACUGCAGCAGCGACUCAUUCAGUUCCUAGACUCCCACAACUGCCUGCGCCUGCUCGAGUGGGCGCUGAAGAACUACCACGCCGAGCUCACGGAGACUGCCAUCAGUUAUUAUCUCUGCUCCUGCCUGCCGGCGCAGGAAAAGCUCGAGCUUUUCCGGGCGGCGGAGGACUCCACCUACGCCAGCGAGUGGUUCCAGCUGCUCAACGAUGCGGUAUUCGAGCGGUGCCGCAGCACUGGCUACUAAACACCGCCACCCAGUUGCAUUCUGUGAUCGUUUUUGUUUCGUCGCUUUCCAUUCCCAGGAUUCAGCUCGAUUUAUUUGCCACAGCCCUUAGCCAAGUAUUGCAAUGUGCUACAAUUGUAUAUUUUAAUUGUAUAGACUACGUAUUAUCCUA
Molecule: messenger RNA, 3146 nt
Organism: Drosophila ficusphila
Lineage: Eukaryota; Metazoa; Arthropoda; Insecta; Diptera; Drosophilidae
Gene: Rnb
Exons: 8
Coding region: 65-2995 (976 amino acids)
Biological process (GO): anatomical structure morphogenesis
Cellular component (GO): cytosol
Molecular function (GO): protein binding
Source: RefSeq, a predicted model, not a curated record